UCUGCCCCCGAGGUCUGCAUCUGCUUCUGUCCAGUUCUGUCAGGUUGUGAUUUAUCUCAGGAUUUACACAUUUAUUAAAGAGAUAAAUCUUUUCCUCUUCAGCUCGGAUUUUCUGCACAGAGUGUCGGAGCUUCUCCUCCCCAUUGCAUCACCGGUGUGUGAGCCCUGGCUGAGAAAAUAAUGUCCCGCGGUUAAAGAUGGGUGGCAGCGGCUCUAAAGCUAAAAGUUACUGGCCCUUUUCCGGCUCUGGUGGCGGCGAUGAAGCGGCCAAAGAAGGUGGAGAGCAGGCGCUGGCCAGAGUGCGCAGCUUCCCAAAUGGUACACCCCUAGUGUUUACUAGGAGGAGCUCCAUGUACUUUGAUGAGGACGGAGACCUGGCUCACGAGUUCUACGAGGAGACAGUGGUGACGAAGAACGGACGCAAGAGAGCCAAGCUCAAGAGGAUCCACAAGAACCUCAUACCUCAGGGAAUAAUAAAGCUGGAUCAUCCCUGCCUCCAUGUAGAUUUUCCCAUUGUUAUAUGUGAGGUUUGAUGAAGGACGAACUUGGGAGAUACACACACA
This is a messenger RNA of Hemibagrus wyckioides, 563 nucleotides long. It is a transcript of the gene tusc2b, whose product is annotated as tumor suppressor 2, mitochondrial calcium regulator b. Lineage: Eukaryota; Metazoa; Chordata; Actinopteri; Siluriformes; Bagridae. Gene Ontology annotation, cellular component: mitochondrion. The transcript is spliced from 4 exons. The record is from RefSeq and is a predicted model, not a curated record. The coding region runs from base 198 to 533 and encodes 111 amino acids. Gene Ontology annotation, biological process: inflammatory response; regulation of mitochondrial membrane potential.